Messenger RNA from Oryza brachyantha (malo sina), 2345 nucleotides. RefSeq names its product putative hydrolase C777.06c. The coding region runs from base 1123 to 2076 and encodes 317 amino acids. NCBI's taxonomy places the organism in Eukaryota, Viridiplantae, Streptophyta, Magnoliopsida, Poales, Poaceae. The transcript has 18 exons. The record is from RefSeq and is a predicted model, not a curated record.
CUUCCCCAUCCCCCUCCGCCUCUCCUUGAGCCCCCGGGUUUGGCGAGGCGCCAUCACGGUGGUGCUGUGCUGUCGCCGUGGUCGAGUCGCCGGAGAGCCAUCCGCCGCCGCCCACCUCUCCCCCCGGCCGCCGCCCAGCUCUCCCACCGGACCGCUGCCAUCUCUCCCUCCCCCCUUCCGCGGCCCACCUCUCUUCCCGGCCGCCGCCCAUCUCUCCCACCGUCUGCCAAGGAAAUCGGGGGAUUAGGAAGCUCGAUUCCUCGCCGCCUUCCAUGGAAUUGCUCCCCCAAGAACAAUCUGAGAAAGGAAAUGUUACUAAUCAAAGGGAGGAUCUCAUUCUUUUGCUUGCAAAUAUGCACGCACACUUUAGCCCGAAGUCAUCCUCUGAAACAAUGCUUGAUGACAGGGCAGCAGAUGAAUUAUUGGCGAAAACAUUUGAAAACUAUCUGACCUGGUGCAAACUUUUGGGGGAGAAAAAGCAACAUAUGGUUACCCUCUGUGAAACAGGAGAUCUAGCAACAUAAACUUCUGUACAUAGCUCUUUAUCUUCCUAUAUGGGGAGAAGCAUCAAAUUUACGACUUAUGCCAGAAUGUUUAUGCUACAUAUUUCAUCAUUUCCUGUUUCAGAUGUCAUAUGAGUUAUAUGAAGUACUCUCAGGAGCUGUAAGCUUAAUUACUGGUGAAAAAGUCAAGACUUGCAUAUGGAAGAGAUGAUGAAUCAUUUUUGAACAAAGUAGUGACACCAAUAUACAGAGAGAUAUAUGAGAUCCGUACAAUGGGAAUGGUGAGAAGUCGAUUCUGUACCUUACCAGAAGCACUCACUACCUAUCUCGUUCCUCAUUCAUCAAUGACAAAGAAAAAGAGAAUGUUGCCUAGUUUCUUGGAAAAUAAAAUAUUUAAGAAUUUAGGUAAAGCUGAAAGACAUGAUCUGACAAAGUUUGCUCUUGUUUGGAACUAGAUAAUAAAUAGCUUCCUCAUAGAGGAUCUAAUAAGUAAUAGAGAGAUGCCCAUGUCACUAGAGCAUAAAUCUGGUUCUAUUCGUUGGCCCAUGUUUGUACUCGCCAAAAAGCAAAAUUCCAGCCCAAAGUCCAAGCUCCCGGCAAAGAAGCGAUCCAGCGCGCGAUGGAGCAGCUUCCAGCCGGAGACGCCGCGUCGUCGUCGUCGGUCAUCUUCCUCGGCACGGGCUGCUCCGGCGCGCUCCCGGACACGCGGUGCCUCAUCAGGCCGACGGCGCCGCCGUGCGCCGUCUGCUCCCUCGGCGUCUCCCUCCCGCCGGAGCGGAACCCCAACUACAGGUGUAACACCUCCCUCUUGAUAGAUUACUGUGGCGACGAUGGAACACAUAACUACAUUAUAAUCGAUGUCGGCAAGACCUUCAGAGAACAGGUUCUCCGGUGGUUUGUUCAUCACAAGAUCCCUUGGGUUAACUCGAUCAUUCUCACUCAUGAGCACGCAGAUGCUGUCUUAGGUCUUGACGACGUUUGGAUGGUUCAGCCAAAGGAUUGCAGCAAUGAUCUUCGCCGAGUUCCUGUUUUUCUCACACAAUUCACAAUGGACAGUGUUGCAGCCAGAUUCCCCUACUUGGUGAAAAAUGAGGUAGAGGAAGGUGACGAAGUUUCCCAACUCGAUUGGACGAUAAUUGAGGGUGAUGUUGACAAGCCAUUCGUAUCAUCAGGGCUUGAGUUUGUGUCUUUGCCUGUCAUGCAUGGAGUGGAUUAUGUUUGUUUAGGCUUCCUGUUUGGGAGGAAAGCGAGAGUUGCAUAUUUAUCUGACGUCUCAAGUUUUCUACCCCAAACUGAGUAUGCCAUUUCAAAGUCUGGUGCUGGACAACUCGAUCUUCUUAUACUAGAAGCAAACACUUUGCAUGGGGAGGGAGAUGAUCGCAGUACCCAUCUCACUUUGAGUCAGACUCUUGCUGCUGUGAAGAGGAUAAGACCUAAAAGAGCUCUGUUGAUUGGAAUGAGACAUGACUUCGAACAUUACACAGAAAAUAAAAAUCUGGCAAAAUGGUCUAGCAGCGAGGGAAUACCUGUACAGCUAGCUCACGACGGCCUCCGCGUGUUUAUUGACCUGUGAUUUGAAUAUUGCAAGAAUACUGAAUCCCUGUCUCAAUUGCUUUUUGAAAAGGAAACAAAUUAAGUUUCAAGUGGCAAAGGAUUUGGUCGUUAACUGUUCCUGUUUGGUGGUAUCUGCCCCUGGACCUAUCUGUAAUAGCUCCAUUGAUACUAUGACAGAAUCAGUGAGAGAUAAUAAUGAAUAAACUUGGUUUCUUGGGAUUAUGAUUAUCUUUGUCAUGACAUGUUUUCACUUCUUUACUCGGUCAAGUUGUUGAAGAUAUAUGUACA